This is a messenger RNA of Eimeria mitis, 786 nucleotides long. RefSeq lists its product as uncharacterized. The record is from RefSeq and is a predicted model, not a curated record. The transcript has a single exon. NCBI's taxonomy places the organism in Eukaryota, Apicomplexa, Conoidasida, Eucoccidiorida, Eimeriidae. Gene Ontology annotation, molecular function: aspartic-type endopeptidase activity. Gene Ontology annotation, biological process: proteolysis. Bases 1 to 786 code for a protein of 261 amino acids.
AUGGAGCCCAAAGGGGGGAUGGAAUCUGAAUUCUCGCAUAGCCGACCAGAAGAGGAUAACGAAGGAGACGGGCGAUUAAUGCCCGAGUGGCUAUGGCGGAGUGAAGGUGACGCACCGGAACAAACACGCGAGAACUUGGACCCACUAUGUGCGAUCGGUGAAUCUGCAGUACUCGAAGUAGAAAUCAUCGGCCACAAAUAUGAGGGACUGCUUGACACCGGCGCGUCCCGCAGCUUUGUCCGUCCAACGGUAGUAGAGGAGCUGGGGCUGAAGGUACAAGCCCUUAAGGCGCCGUACUCAUUCACGGUGGCGAACGGCGCCACAAUCCACAUAGACAAAGAGGUCCAGAGGCUGACGAUGCUGUGUGGGGGAGAAUGUUUCACGGGGGACUUCCUAGUCGGCCCCAUCCCAUUCCCGAUAAUACUAGGAAUAGACUGGCUAGUAAAUCAUGACGUGGCCUGGUACUUCCAAUCGGACAAAAUUAGAACCUACGUUAACGGAAGAUGGUGCAACCUUCCCGUUCUAAGGAGGGGAGGCGACGUGAACCCUCACGGGAAAACGAAGAAAGCGGAGCGGGCAAAGUCUGCGGCGGAUCGGGCUUACGAGGAACUAGCAGCCCAGGUGGCAAGGAUGACGGUGGAGGAGGCGGCGGCACUGUUACGACCCCCACCUAAACGGUACAAAUCGAGACACAAGGCGGGAGAGCGGGUAAAAAUUAAGGAUAUACUUCGGCAAGCGAGAGAGGACACGGCGAACCUGGAGGGGGCACUUGAGGGGCUACUGUGA